Molecule: messenger RNA, 543 nt
Organism: Penicilliopsis zonata CBS 506.65
Lineage: Eukaryota; Fungi; Ascomycota; Eurotiomycetes; Eurotiales; Aspergillaceae
Exons: 3
Coding region: 1-543 (180 amino acids)
Biological process (GO): intracellular sphingolipid homeostasis; ceramide metabolic process; negative regulation of ceramide biosynthetic process
Cellular component (GO): endoplasmic reticulum membrane
Source: RefSeq, a predicted model, not a curated record
AUGGCCCAGAGCAAGGCCGGCAGGAGGCGGCGGUCGAGCAGUAUUAUCUACCAGGAGCCUCCGGAGUCGAUCGAGCGGACAAGCGACCAGGCGGCCCUGCCCAAUCUGAACGCCAACUGGGUCAAUGCCAAGGGUGCCUGGACCAUCCAUUUCGUUUUAAUCGGCUGCCUCAAGAUCUUCUACGACAUCAUCCCUGGCGUUUCACAGGAGACCUCCUGGACUCUCACCAACAUCAGCUACAUGUUCGGCUCCUUCAUCAUGUUCCACUGGGUGCGGGGUAUCCCAUUCGAGUUCAACGCGGGCGCCUACGACAACCUCAAUAUGUGGGAACAGAUUGACAAUGGGGACCAGUAUACGCCGGCCAAGAAGUUCCUGCUUUGCGUCCCCAUCGUCUUGUUCCUCCUCAGCACCCACUACACCCACUACGACCUGACAUACUUCACCAUCAACUUCCUCGCCACGUUAGGCGUGGUUAUUCCGAAGCUUCCUUUUUCUCACCGUCUGCGGAUAGGACUCUUCUCCGACGAACCGGACGAUUUAUAA